AUGGGCCUGGGCGUCCUGAACGACCGCAAGCUGCAGCACGUUCCCGGAACCGCAACGCUCGAAGACCUCGAUCCAUUGGCCGCAGCACCGAACGGUGAGCAUGUCAAGAAGGCGAAAGAUGGCACGAUCCUCGUCCCUCAGCCGAGCGAUGACCCGCGAGAUCCUCUAAACUGGCCGCUCUGGCGCCGCGAUAUCAUCUGCUUCAUUCUCUGCGUCCUUUCUGUCAUCGCAUCGACGCUCUCCCCGCUCCUGGCGGCCAAUACCCUCACCUUGACGCUCUAUUUCCGGCGAAGCUUUACGGACAUCGCGUUGUUGACCGGAUACCACUUGCUGGGCGUGGGCGUCGCGGGCUUCAUCUUCGUCGCGAGCGCAAGAGUCUGGGGAAAGCGACAUCUGUACAUCUUCGGCACGGUCCUCAUCGUCAUCAGCUCGGCAUGGGGCGGUGGGAGCAACCACAACUUCAAAUCGCUCAUGGCGGCGAGGUUCUUUCAGGGCGUUGCGUUGGCGCCUUUUGAGGCGUUGGUCAAUGCCAGCGUGGGGGAUCUAUACUUCGUUCAUGAGCGAGGCAAGAGGAUGGCAUUGAGCAAUUUGAGUCUGUUUGGCGGCGCCUUCUUCACACCGGUGAUUGUCGGCAAGAUGACGAGUACGAUUGGUUGGCAAUGGACCUUCUACUUCGUCGCCAUCUUCAGCGCCGCCAUGCUGCCUCUGGUCAUCUUCUUCUGUCCAGAAACGACCUUUGUGCGCGACUCCCACUUCAACACCGACACCACCUGGACGCGCAUGGGCGAAGAAGGUCCCUCCACGAGCCACGAGAUGAAAUCAGGGUCAGGAACGUCCUCCUUCGACAAACCCAACACCGAAGAACCCACCACCGCCGCCCUCCGCGCCGAAUCCCAAACCACCCACGCCCCCUUCUCCUGGUUCUCCCGCGAAAACCUCGCCCUCUUCAACGGCCGCAAAACCUCCGAAUCCUUCUUCGUCCUCCUCCUCCGCCCCUUCCCCCUCUUCUUCCACCCCGGCAUCCUCUGGGCCUGCCUAAUCCAAGGCACCAUAAUCGGCUGGACCGUGCUAAUAGGAAUCGUGCUCGCCGCCAUCAUGCUCGGCGCGCCCCUCUGGUUCAACGAAGUCGAAACCGGCUACAUGUACACCGGCGCCUUCAUAGGCGCCCUCGUCGGCUUCGCCCUCGCCGGCCUGAUGGCCGACAGCAUCCCGAAAUGGAUGGCCAAACGCAACGGCGGCAUCUACGAGCCCGAAUUCCGCAUGGUCCUCGUGAUCCCCAUGCUCAUCCUCGGCGGCAUCGGCCUGUACGGCUUCGGCAUCACGGCCAACAACACGUGGGAAUACGGCUGGUUCUGGCCGGAUUUCUUCUUCGCCUUCGAAGUCGCCGGUAUGGUCCUGGGCGCCGUCGCUUCCGCCCUGUACAUCGUCGAUGCGCAUCGCGAUAUCGCCGUUGAAGGGUUCACGUGUUUGCUUGUGUUCAAGAAUAUCUUUUCGUUUGGACUGACGUUUUCUGGGUAUGAUUGGUUGAGUCAGAAUGGGAUUAAACCCGUCUUUUUGGCCAUUUCGAGCGUGCAGGUGGUGAUUUGUUGUUUGACGGCGUUGAUGUAUGUCUUUGGAAAACGAAAUCGAUCCUUCUUCGCGAGACAUGAUAUUCUAAAGAUCUGUGACGGGCUGUUUAGGUGGAGGAAGAGGAAAUCUUGA
This is a messenger RNA of Zasmidium cellare ATCC 36951, 1701 nucleotides long. RefSeq lists its product as uncharacterized. Bases 1 to 1701 code for a protein of 566 amino acids. The transcript has 4 exons. Gene Ontology annotation, molecular function: transmembrane transporter activity. Gene Ontology annotation, biological process: transmembrane transport. Lineage: Eukaryota; Fungi; Ascomycota; Dothideomycetes; Mycosphaerellales; Mycosphaerellaceae. The record is from RefSeq and is a predicted model, not a curated record.